Messenger RNA from Chlorella variabilis, 1074 nucleotides. RefSeq lists its product as hypothetical. Bases 1 to 1074 code for a protein of 357 amino acids. Lineage: Eukaryota; Viridiplantae; Chlorophyta; Trebouxiophyceae; Chlorellales; Chlorellaceae. The transcript has 9 exons. The record is from RefSeq and is a predicted model, not a curated record.
AUGGCAGCCGCUGCCGAGCCGGCCGCUGCGAGCGACACUCAGUUCUUGCAUGAGCAUGACCAACAGCGGAUCCGGCAGCAGCAGCUGGAGGCGUUGCUGGCAGCCACCAGCUUCCCAGUCGCCCGCCUGCGGCAAAUGCUGCAGCAUCUUGUCGAGGAGCUACGCAUUCCUGCCACUCUGGCCUUUCUUGUCGAUCCGAUCCUGCUUAUCAGCAGCAUCGGCACAUUCGGGGAGCCUCCGUCCAGCUUCAGCCGGAGCGACACAGCUGGGGAUACAAGCGGCAGCAGCAGCAGCAGCAGCAGCAGCAGCAGCACCUGGGUACUGCAGGCACAGCAGUACGAGAUUUAUAAAUUUGAUGUCAGCAGACAAGUCGUCUCUAACUCCACAGUCCUGUAUGCUGACAGCCUGGCAGAGUUUGAGGCACAAGCCAGGCUGCUCUUCAGGCCAGGGCAGUUGAGCUCUCUGUAUAAGCAGCUGGUGACUGAGACAGAGGCCCAGACGGAUGGCGUGCUGGGCCUGCUGCGCAGCAGCUUUGCUGACCUGGCAGUCGUGAGUGACCUGCCGGAGCUUGAGCUGAUACAGGACGACUUGAUGCGGCCUUGCCGUGGCGCCAUGUCGCAGGACGCGGCUGAUGAUGAUGCCAAGGUCGUGCAGUUAAAGCUGCAGUUGUGCCACGAGCUGCGCCUCAUGAUCAACUGCCUGAGCCGGCGGCAGCUGCUGACCAGGGAGGCGCUGUACUGCAUGGUGGUAGACGUGUCGCGGCACGUUGGCGGGGAGGAAGCUGAGCAGGCGCUGUUCAUGCUUCGCUCCGGGGAAAAGGGCGUCCCGGGCGCUGCUGGCGUGCUGGGCUCCAUGGGGUGCAUGCCGCUGCCGUCCUUGGAGCGCUUGCACUGCUUUGUGUGCUGGCUGCUGGGGAUUGGGAUUGGCGGCGUGGAGGAGCUGGGCCCGCAGUACGAGGGCGAACUGCUGUCGUGGGGUGCGAUGGUGGUGCGAAAGGAGGAGGACGAAGCAGCACCAGUCAUCCGCGUUCUGGCCGGCUUGGUGCAGCGGCAGGACCUGGUGAGCACCACAUGA